Porites evermanni is the source of this 1878-nucleotide messenger RNA. The record is from the annotation of a GenBank genome assembly. Lineage: Eukaryota; Metazoa; Cnidaria; Anthozoa; Scleractinia; Poritidae.
AUGAGUUUGGUUCGCGAUGUUGUCUUCAGUGCUGUUGUUCCCACACUCUUUGGAUCUGGUGUCCUUCCUCAGUCUAUAAAAGAGUUCAAAAAGUUCCAAAAACAGUUUGUUCAAUUUGAUGGCAGCUUUGAACAUGGAGCAAGGCUACCUGAAUUUCUAUUGAAAGACUGGUCCAAGUCAAAACAUUUUUUGUUGGAUAAGUUCUCUGAUGUACUACAAAAGCAAUUGUGCACAGGUUUCAAAGAGGAUUCUUUGCUUCAGUCAAUGGUUGAUUCACUGACUGGAGACUGUGCACCAAAUUAUGCUGUUCUCUUGCUCUGGGCAUCACUCGCAAAUGCUGUUCCAAUAACAUUCUGGACUUUGGCAUUAGUGCUGGGUAACCAGGCCAUCAAGAAGGACGUGCAGAAGGAAAUUGAUGAAGCACUGGGACCAUACAUAAAUAGUAAAGGUAAUAAAGGACCUCUUUGUAUGAGGUGAGCCAGCCUGCUUAGCUGGGUUGGCCAGCUUUACCAGGCUGGCUUGGCCUAAAUGAGGGCAAAACAGCUGUCUAUGGCCUGGAACUGCCUGGGUAAUAAUGACUGUGCACAUGUCUGAGGUAUUGCAGGCCAUACCUCAGAGUUGUGUAUUGUGAUAAUUGUUCUCAGAUGGCUGAAUUCCUAACAGGAGACUCAGAUCAUUUUUAUUUGUCUUAUUCUUCUCUGACAAGAUAAAUGUUAUAUCUUCUGAUACAGUUUUUCCACGUAAGGGUCUGCAGACUUAGUUCUACAAUUUGGAACUUCUAAUGUUUCUCUUUUGUGUGUGUGUUAUAUACUUUGUUGGUGCCAAUCACGUAAUUGGAUGUUAGCGCACACAGGCAAACCUCCGAAACAUAAUCCUCUUCACAGCUGGUGCAUUUAGUUUUUAGUUUUUUCCUCACAUCUGAUUGGCUCUUCCUCAUAAGACAAUAACAUUCAUGUAAAAUAUUUCUGGAGAUCACAGGUUUUAGUGAUCUGACAGUUAGAUGAUGAAAUAAUUAAGCUAUUUUACAUUUAAUUAUUAUUCUUUGGAUGUUUCUGAUUGUUUAUUCACUUACAUGACGUGAAGUGGCAUAUUAGUUAAAAUGAUCUGUCUUUGCACAGAAACUGUGAAAGCGUGUUACACAGCUGGCAUAGGGCACAUGUUAGAGAGUACAAAGUAAUGCUCAGGCCUUGAAUUGGUUGUUCAAACGUUGGAUAGCCCUGUCCACCUGAUAAAUCACUAUCCAGCAGAUAAGAAUUAGGAAAACCAAUUAUGCCUUCUCGUUUAUAUAGGUUAAUCCAAUGGAUAGUGUUAAUUCACCUCUCGAACAACUGGUCUCAGGUGUAUUAAUAUUAUUAAAAGUAAACUUCCAUAUGCUAAUUUGCAGGGUCAUUGUCAACAGUGACUUUAGAAGACAUUAAGAAACUGCAGUUUGUCGAGUACUGUAUACUUGAAGUUAUUCGUCUACAUUCUCCUGGUGUUAUUGCCCGAAAACUCACAGAACCCCUUCAAGUGCAGGAGUUCACAAUUCCAGCAGGCGAUACCCUGAUGAUCUCACCUUACUGGACGCAUAGAAACGAGGCUGUUUACCCAGAUGCAGACUCUUUUAAUCCAAACCGUUGGAAGGAGACACCUUGCUCAGAUAAACCCGCUGCAGCAGAGAAUUUCAUUGCGUUUGGUGGUGGUCGUUUUCAGUGUCCAGGUCGUAGGUUUGCUUUGAUGGAAAUCCAAAUGUUUGUAUCUGCAAUCCUCUGUGUUUACGACAUGGAGUUAAUAAAUUCGGUAGUUCCUUUGCCUUCCCCUCGACACGUAGUCGGCGUCCCACAUCCUGACUCAACUUGUUAUGUGAAAAUACGCAAAAGAUUGAAGACUGAAGCAUGA